AUGGCGACAACUCAUCCGGGUCGCUUCGACUGUUCCAAAAAUUUCAAAAGGAAGGAACACUUUGUAACUCACUUGAAAACGCAUGAUCCUGACGCACAAGUUAAAUGUGGGAUUUGCUGUUUGCAAGUUCAUACCGUCAAUAUCCACAGUUCAGGCACACGAAAACGGUUCCCCUGCCCAUUUGAUGGAUGUGAGAAGACCUACCUUGAUCAGCAUUAUGUCGAAAUGCAUAUCAAAAUUGACCAUGCUGAGAAUCCCUACAAAUUUUCCUGCAUUUUAUGUGGGAAAGAAUUCAAACGGAAAACGAACUUUUUAUCCCACAUUUACUCUCACACGAAGGAAAAGCCAUACAAGUGCUCCACCUGUGGGAAGAGUUUCGCAACAAAAACUCACUUGGGAAAACAUGAGGUCUGUCAUAUGGAGAAAUCCCUGCGUCCUUCAAGUGUGUUAUCUGCACCCAGACCUUCCUCUGCAAACGCGGCCUAA
Molecule: messenger RNA, 486 nt
Organism: Folsomia candida
Lineage: Eukaryota; Metazoa; Arthropoda; Collembola; Entomobryomorpha; Isotomidae
Product: zinc finger protein 394
Exons: 4
Coding region: 1-486 (161 amino acids)
Biological process (GO): regulation of transcription by RNA polymerase II
Cellular component (GO): nucleus
Molecular function (GO): transcription coregulator activity
Source: RefSeq, a predicted model, not a curated record